CUACGAAUGUGCGACUACACCAAGAUCCAGGAGGUUAAUAUGAUAGUGACAGCCAUCUUCAGCAGCAACCUACAGUAACCUUUUGUACAGAAACAGCGACAGACUGACUGACAGACUGACAGAUUUCGGGACAUUUUGCCAGAGGGAGACGGUGAACGAACCGAGGAUAACUCCAUGUGAUUUUCACUCAGUACAGCUGGGCCUGAGCUGAUUUGUCAGCCUUGUGUAGGUUUGGUUUUCACCCCCCAAGUGUCCUCUAUAUAUCAGCAGACUAUGGUGGUCUGAACAGAGGAAACGCAGGGAGAAAGCCUGGCACAGUGUGUGUUCACUCUAACACAGCAAGGCUCGACCGAGAGAGGAGCAGAGACGGACUGGAGCAAAGAGAAAAAGAAAAUUUAACACAAAAUGUCUCAAAACAGAGAACUGGUCGUUUUCUACAUAAAGCAUAAGCUCUCCCAGAGAAACUAUCCUCUCACCCACAUGGAACUCAAUGAGUCUCCCAACAGGACUGAUGGCGGGGAGGCAGGGUUGGUUGAGGAACAGCGGAUAGCGACGCACGCCAAUGGAACUUUUAAUGGCACAAGUCCUGGGACCCGUGCAGAGUCCCCGCAGCGGCAGCAACGGCUGCCGUCAACAACGAGCCUGGACGCAGUGAAAGAGGCCCUCCGGGAUUCCGCCAACGAGUUUGAGUUGCGAUACUCCCGCGCCUUCAGCGAUCUGCACAACCAGCUGCAUAUCACGCCGGCCACAGCUUACCAAAGCUUUGCGAACGUGAUGGAUGAAGUGUUCCGGGACGGCUUCAACUGGGGCCGCAUCAUAGGGCUUUUUGUGUUCGGCGGGGCGCUGUGUGUCGAGUGUGUGGAGAAGGAGAUGAGUCCUCUGGUGGGCAGGAUCGUAGAGUGGAUGACCGUCUACCUGGACAACCGCAUUCAGCCAUGGAUCCAGAGUCAAGGAGGAUGGGAGCGCUUUGCUGAAAUCUUCGGGCAGGACGCAGCAGCAGAGAGCAGGAGGUCUCAGGAGAGUUUCAAGAAGUGGCUGCUGGCGGGGAUGACCCUGGUGACCGGGGUUGUGGUGGGCUCACUGAUUGCCCAAAAGCGCCUGUGAGAGGAGAUAGACGACAACCCUCUUAACACUCGUCUCCCACGUCCCCUCUCCACCUGCCUCCUUCAACACCCUCAGCUUACACACCGCGGAAGUUAAAAUGAAGGUCCUGUUUGUCUCCUCAGAACUGCUGAUGAUGUUUACUUUACUUUACCCCCCCCCCCCGCGGACUGAGAAUCCUCACAUUGUUGGACUUUGAGAAAAAGACAGAGAAGAGGAAGAGUUACAGUUAUUCAUGUUUCCACCUUACUCCCACCCUGGUGAAAAAUGCAUGGUUAUACAGAGACAGGCAUAUUAUUCUUUAAUUCAUUGAAUCACCGUUCUUUCUCUUCCCUUUCUCCACUUGUUCCUGUAUGAUUUUUUUUUUUUUUUCUUUUUGUAUGUGUGUUUUAGUUUUAACAAAUUUUUGUUUCCCAUUUUCAUCCUCAAAAGAGGCUCAAACAGAUUCCAGUCCCCACAGUUAACCCAGACCUGUCUGAUAUACAGAGUCAGCCUGGGCUGCUCUACAUGUCUCGUCUUGAAGCUUGUUUUGUUGCACGUCCCCACACACAGCUCGACAAUAGCUUUGUAUGUGCCAUAUGGAGAGUAAAAGCAGGGACGGAUGUAGCACCUGCCCCUGAGCGGCUUCUGUAGUUCCCAUUCCCUGCCAGCCACCCUGAUCACCAACACAUACAGUGUAACAUCAUAAUCCAUGACUGCAUACACAGAUUGUUUUGUCUUGCUCUGUCCUCAUGCUUCUAGGUUUUGUAUGAAUGAUAAAUGAAAAGGAGUCAAACAGACUUUAGUUAACAGAACAUGGGAGUCUUCAACUAAAAACCUUGUGGGAAACUAAAUCCUCUGCUUGUUUGUGUUUGUUGGUGCGUUUGGUUUUUGGAUUUGUGAAACAUUGAAACCCCACUGCUCCCGCUGAUCUGUGCUUCAUGGUCACACUUGGCCUUGAUCUGAUCCUGAUUGUGUUUAGUCAGCCUGCUGACUGCCAGAUCACCGUGUGUGUGGCAACUCCUCAGAAUCAGUGUGACUGCAUUUCAGACGAGCAGCGUGCCGUGGCUCAGACCUUCCGUGUUUACUUUCACAGUAGCUAAAGAAUGCAGCGAAUACUGUAGCAACACACACACACACACACACACACACACACACACACAACAGAUGAGAGCGGCACCGGUCACAGCGACACUCAGACGACUCGGAAAGAUCUUUCAACAGCAUGAAAGACUCUUUCAUCUCAACAGGGUUGGAUACUUGGAUAUUUGAAUAUUUGGAUGUUAAGCUGUCAUUUUGGUUACACUUUACUUUAACCCCUUCCCCUCCAUUUAGUUUUUAUAAACAACAUGAAAACAAGUAAUAAAUGGUUUAUAAUACACUAUAAUGUAAUUGUGAGCAGCUAUAAGGUUUUACUAAUGUAUGUGUUGACAAUUACAGCGUCUGUGAAGCAUCCGUAACUAGUUCGUUAACAGUUAAUGAAUGAUUGACAAUAUAACGCAGCUUCAGUUUAAUGUUCUCUAUGAUUGGCUGAUUUUUUUAAAUUUUUUUUCCUUAAUGUGACCAAGAUACAAACAAGUGGCGAAAUCUGACAAAAAAAUAUAUAUAAAAAUAAAAAAACCUUGUCAGUGCUCUCUGCUCUCAACCAGUCAGUUUUACAUUCCUGCUCCUUGUUGUCACUAACCAGCGGACAUACACAUUGUCAAUCAAUUAUUUUCUGUUCAUACUCCAGUUAUGGAAGUUUCACAGGAGCCAACUGAUGAAACAUGUGGUAAUUAACACUUAAAAUGUCUGUCUGGUUACAACCACUUGAUGGAGGAAAUAACUGAUAAUUAGAAAGCAAAAAUGACAACAGUUAGUUAAUGAUUCUCAAAUGUUAAACUUACCCCUUCUGUCUAUAUACAAUAAAAAAAAAUAAUAAUAAUGAUAAACUGAAUUUCUUUGGGUUUUAGAUUAUUGACAGACAUUUUUCAGUUGCAUUUUAUAGAAUAAACAAUGAAUCAAAUCAAGAAAAUACCCAUUAGUUGCUGCCAUAGUUGUUUAUAUACACUGCUCAGUAUGGUGGUGGAGGGUUAAAGUAAAGUAUCAGUCAUUUGAAGUUUCCUAAUCAUGUGCUGCACUGAUCAAACAGAAAACUAUUUUUGCUGUUUUUAUUCCACCGUGUGCUAAUUCACUAAUCAUUUCCAUUAGUCAGAUCCUACAGUCAGAGUGAUGUUUCGUUUUAGCAUCGGAGUAAACAUCAGUUUAUGUAGCAAACUGCAGCAGCAGCAGCUGCCUGUGAGGAGACAAUGCAGUUCUGCUUCAGAGGUUAUUUGGUUUGAAUUUGAUGACAAAUGUGUCAGAAUGUGUCUGUUCACCAUCUUAAACAAAUCAGCAACUGUCUGUGGCGGCAGAUGCGUAAAACUAGACACCCGAACCUUCAUAUCUCAUCUCACACACACUCACUCCUAGUUAUCCACGCGUUACUUUCACAGUCCAGCCCCUCCACUUCCCCGCCUCGUCCUCCCCAGACACCUCAAAUCUGUCAAAUCUCCAUCCGUCUCUCCUCCUCUCUCCCUCUCCAUCCAGCUCCACCUCUUCCUCUGCGGUCCCCCGGCUGUCACUGCACCUAGUCACGUGUGUCAGUCACAGCUGGCCCACCUGCUGCUUCACAUAAACACACCUCGGCACGCACAGACACGCUUGUAACACACACACACACACACACACACCCGCCAGUCAGAUGUAGUCCACAAGAGACAGGGAAAAGGAGACCUCGUCUUUGUUUCUCAACAUCUUUCAAUCUUUAAUUUAAAGCUGGAGUCGGAGGAGUGUUUGUCGCCAGGCGUUUCACGCAUCAACAACUGGCAGCUCGAUUAAUUUACUGGGAAGGGAGGGAAAAGAGGGGUGGUGGUGGUGGUGGGGGAUGUACCCCUCCCCAUUCCCAGCAUCUUCCAACUGCUUCAAAUUUGAUCUUAUUCCAAAUCCAAUCUGCAGCUCACAACAAUAUGUCCCGGUGUGCUAAAGCAGAACAAUAUAGAGCACAAUACAGCUUCAGUGCAGGACUGACAGGCGCCAUCUGAAGCUCAUCAAACAAGAGUUCAGCGCUAGAUUCAACCGUGUGGAGCCACACAGAGAAAACAUUAAAGGAGGGGAGUGUAAAAAACAUAUCUGCAAACAUCCAUCACUACACUGUCAGUGCAGCUGUGCCUCCAUCUUCAAAGCAGGAGUCAUCUCUCAUCUCUCACGUUCACGUUUGCUCUUUUCCAUCUUCACAGAAUCAUGUACAUCUACCAACCGAUGUUUCACCAAAAUAAAACGACAAAAAAAAACCUGAUGAGUAUCCCCCUCUAAAUGCUUGUGUCCUGAGCAUCUUAUUAGCCAAGGUCUGCUCUCAUACAUUCCAGUACAGUAUAUAUAUAUUUUUCUAGUGUGUGCCCCACCAAGAAGCUGCUCGUAGGCUUUUCUCUGCGGUCCAGGCCCUCACUUAAACAAAUCCCCUUCUUACAUAUUAUGUGUGUGUGUUUCUGUGUGUGUCUGUGUGUGUCUGUGUGUGUCUGUGUGUGUGUGUGUGUGUCUGUGUGUGUGUCUGUGUGUGACAGUGUGAGUGUGUGUGUGUGCAUGCGUGUGAGUUUUUGUUCCUGAAGGAGGCACAAAUGAAGGAAGCGUGACAGCAUUGGCACGACCCUAUAUAUAUAUAUAUAUAUAUAUAUAUACUUAUAUAUAUAUAUAUAUGCUAGUUAUUUAAACUAAUUAGAAUAGUACGUUAGCUUAGUAACAUAUUUAAGAAAAACAGAACUGAUGGCUUUUAAACAUUAUUUAUAUUUGGUGUAAAAAGCAUAAUUGGCCUUAAAACUAAAAACCAUCUUUCUAUUGGUGUGCAUUGUCAUUCAUUGUGCUUUUAUUUUGUAGGACUGUUGGACUUCUACUAGACGAGAAAAUGCAAAAACAAAGCAGGAGGAUAUUUUCAAAAGAGGAAAGUUGAGUCUCUGGUGCAUUUUUGUUGGUCAUAAGAGUCUAGAACAACCAUGUCCAAUGGUCUGUUUGUAUGUCUUAGAAUGGCAUUGUAAAAAUUUUUAAGUACGUUUAAACCUAAUAAAGCCAAUGUUGGAGGA
Seriola dumerili (greater amberjack) is the source of this 5174-nucleotide messenger RNA. It is a transcript of the gene bcl2l1, whose product is annotated as BCL2 like 1. The record is from RefSeq and is a predicted model, not a curated record. Gene Ontology annotation, biological process: negative regulation of intrinsic apoptotic signaling pathway; extrinsic apoptotic signaling pathway in absence of ligand; intrinsic apoptotic signaling pathway in response to DNA damage. The transcript is spliced from 4 exons. Bases 406 to 1104 code for a protein of 232 amino acids. Gene Ontology annotation, cellular component: mitochondrial outer membrane. NCBI's taxonomy places the organism in Eukaryota, Metazoa, Chordata, Actinopteri, Carangiformes, Carangidae. Gene Ontology annotation, molecular function: protein heterodimerization activity; protein homodimerization activity.